UUAAAAUUAAAUGGAAACCUUACCAAAUUGUUUUAAAGAUAGCUGUGAUCACGAAGCAGCUUAUUUUUCAGAAUCACAUGAUGUCUACUUGUGUAAAAAACAUCGUAAGAACAAAUAUGAAGAUGCAAUUCCUAUUAAGAAAGAAGAGACUGUAGAUAGGAACAUUGCAAUUCUCCAACAGGCCUCAGAUGUGCUAUCGAGCUUUAUCAAAUAAAGGAAGAAAUAAAGAUGUAAUCGAAGAAGCCAAACUUCUUAUUGAGCAGUUCACCAAAGAUACUGAUGAGAUUCAGGUCGAUUUCUGCAAGGCUAAGGAAUCAAAUCAGCUUUAUGAAAUUGGAAAAGUUCAGAAAAGAAUGGACGAAGUUAGGGAGUUGUUAGAUACCCAGUCUGUUUUUAUAAAACUCAUAAGCAGAUGGUUCUGGUACUCUAUGAAGAAGACAAUCAUAGCUAAAUUUCCUUCUAUGUCAACAGAGAAGUUCUCUGAGACUCAGAGCACAUGCAGUAAAUAAAUCCAAGAAACGUAGGAAGGAAUCAAACAGUUCUGCAAGAAGCACUGAAUCUAAAUCUAAAGGGAAGUCUCAGAAGAAGAAAGUUAAGAAGGAAUCUAAGUUUAAGCAGGAAAAGGAAGAUAUGACCCAACAUGCGAAUGAUAGGGUUAAGAGGAAGUGAGAGGAGCUUGGUGGGUAUGGAGAUAGGACAGGUAGUCAGACUAGUCAAGAUGGGGUUGAAGAGAGACCUCUUGUUACUCUUCAAUCUGGAGCGAAGUAUUUAGGGCAAUGGAAUAUUGAGAAGAAUACAAAGCAAGGUAAAGGGAUACAGGUCUGGCCAGAUGGCUCCAUGUACGAAGGUUACUGGGACUACAGUAAAGCAAAUGGACUUGGCAGACUCAUCCAUGCUGAUGGAGAAGUUUAUGAAGGAGAAUGGCUUGACGACAAAGCUCACGGCAGAGGAAUCUAUAUACACUUAGAUGGAUCCAGGUAUGAAGGAGAGUGGUAUAAAGAUACAAAACAUGGCCAUGGAAUUGAAACUCUUCCUGACGGAUCUAGGUACGAAGGUCAUUAUAAGAGAGGAAGCAAAACUGGACGUGGAACUUUCAAAUGGCCUGAUGGCCGUAGUUACACUGGUGAAUUCUUGGAUGAUAACAUUCAUGGAGAAGGGACUUAUGAGUGGCCUGACGGAAGAAGAUAUGAUGGUCAAUGGGAAAAUAAUAAAAUGCAUGGAAUUGGAAUAUUCACCUGGAAAGAUGGAAGAAAGUAUGAAGGUGAAUACAUCAAUGAUCAGAAAGAAGGAAAUGGCACUUUUACUUGGCCAGAUGGCAGAAAGUAUAUUGGAGACUGGCACUUUGGCAAGCAACAUGGAGUCGGAGCCUAUGUUACAUCAAAGAGGAAAGAGAGAAAAGGCGAAUGGGAUAGUGGUAAAAGAAUCAAGCCGAUCGAGAAAAUAGAAGAACAAUCCUAGUGAAGCUAUAAUAAUUUAAUUUAAUUGC
Molecule: messenger RNA, 1486 nt
Organism: Moneuplotes crassus
Lineage: Eukaryota; Ciliophora; Spirotrichea; Euplotida; Euplotidae
Source: the annotation of a GenBank genome assembly